AUGACAGGUGCAACCCAGACCAUUAGUCUUCCAUUAACCUCCUUUGCUGGAGCAAACUUGAAUGCCAUCAGGGCAAUCGUAUUUGGAAGUUUUUCCACCCGAGGGGCUUGGGAAAUUGGCCAGACGCAACUCGUCUGCUCAUCAGGUUCAACUCAGCCAACUUCAUCGACUAAAACAUCAAGUGUUCCUGUUACCACCCCUACGAUUGCACCUACGACAGCAGGUCCAACCACUCUCGCCAGCUCUACUUUGAAGACUUUGGUGCCUACAACCAGUUCGGCACCUCCUGGAACAUGCUCAAACAUUCUCAUUGACGACUUCGCCUCUCAAUCUAGAUUGACUUUCCUCUUCUACAAUGCCCAACUUCUUCCUUCAUCAGAUGAUGGGACGAUGGCGCCAGUCGCGGAUCGAGCUGAUACAUUCACUUCCGUGAUUGUCGCGAACAAUGCUCUUACUCUCACACCCGCUAACGCGAACUCUUACUGGUAUACCCAGCUGGGAUGCGUCAAGGCUACAAACACAUACGGAGGUAUCGGUCUCACGAUUACAGCUGCCAGAGGUACUACCAUGACAAUCGAACUUCAAACCUCAAAAAGCUGCACAACGGAUAACCCAACUUCUAUUGAUGUAAGUUCUGCUGAUCUUGGAUGGACAUUCGACGGUACUGCCAAGUACUAUACCAUCCCAUUCUCCAAGUUCUCCGGACUCGAUACCGACCAUCUUGUCACCCUUCUGUUCUCUGGUAUCAGCAAACCCGUAACUUUUGGUCCAAUUGCCGUGUAUUGCGGCAACACUGGAUCUGCGUAUCCAGUUCCAUCUACUGCUGCAGUAGUCCAGCCAAGCUCAACUGUUCCAGCGACCACUGGUCCUUCCGCUUUAGUCAUCGAUACAUUUACCGGUGCCGAUUCCAACAACCUAGGCUUCUACCACGGUGGAGAUGAUGAGAAUUUAUUUAAGCGAACAAGUGGCAAACUUACCAUCAACACUAAGGGCAAUUCCGACCUUUCUUGGUACACCCAGAUUUCCGGAGGUUGUACUGACCUGACACCAAACGAUAAUGGCUAUCUCCACAUUGUUUAUACCGGUAGCAACUCCUUCUCAAUUGCUCUCCAGCAACACAAUCCUACCUGUAACCCCGAUAUCAACCCAUAUCCUUACACUUGGGACUCCGUCGAGGCUUCCAGAUACUCCAACAGUGGCAAAACUGACAUUUACGUGCCUUUGUCUCACUUCGCCAUUGAUCGCAAGAAGACCAUUGGCUUUGCGCUGAAAGGUUUCUUUACGAGCACCACCACCGUCGUGACCAAGAUGGAGAUCGUUAAGACCGUUCCUAACGGGUUUCUUGUACCAAGCAAACUGAGCAGUGCCCCUCUCCUUUUCGCCUGCACAAGACCCAACUCUUUCGCUUUCGCCAUCGAUGACGGAAGUCCAGAGUUCGCCCAGAGAGUCGUAUCUUCAAUCGACGCAGCUGGGAUCAAAGUCACAUUCUUCACCGUCGGAGCGCCACUUCUCGAUGCCAGCACCAACCUUACUAAUGUCUACAAAACCAUGCUCAGCCGUGGCCAUCAAAUCGCAUAUCACUCAUACACGCAUCCUCCAAUGGAAGGUCUCCCUAGUCUCGCAGCCAUCGACUGGGAAAUCCAAGAAGACAUCAAAGCCGUCUCGAAAACCUUGGGUAUCACAUCAACCUACUUCCGUCCCCCAUUCGGCACAGAAGGUGCGCGUGUCCGUCAACGUCUCGCAGCAUUGAUUCCAAAUGUCAAAUUUAUCGCGUGGAGCGUGGAUGUGCAAGAUUGGUUAUGGGCCAUGACCGCCACACCUGAGAAACAGUUGACGAACUUCCAGGCUGAUGUUAAUAAGGGCGGGAAUUUGGUUGUCAUGCAUUAUCUGUAUGAUAGCACGGUCUCGUAUCUGCCCCAAUUUAUUGAUAUUGCGAAGAAGACGGGGAAGCAACUUAUGCGUGUUGAUCAGUGUAUGGAGGAUCCGAAUGCGCCGGCUUUGUGA
Molecule: messenger RNA, 2004 nt
Organism: Glarea lozoyensis ATCC 20868
Lineage: Eukaryota; Fungi; Ascomycota; Leotiomycetes; Helotiales; Helotiaceae
Product: Glycoside hydrolase/deacetylase
Exons: 1
Coding region: 1-2004 (667 amino acids)
Biological process (GO): carbohydrate metabolic process
Molecular function (GO): hydrolase activity, acting on carbon-nitrogen (but not peptide) bonds
Source: RefSeq, a predicted model, not a curated record